Messenger RNA from Mycena indigotica, 711 nucleotides. Its product is annotated as 60S ribosomal protein L13. Gene Ontology annotation, cellular component: cytosolic large ribosomal subunit; ribosome. The transcript is spliced from 4 exons. The coding region runs from base 1 to 711 and encodes 236 amino acids. The record is from RefSeq and is a predicted model, not a curated record. Gene Ontology annotation, biological process: translation. Gene Ontology annotation, molecular function: structural constituent of ribosome; RNA binding. NCBI's taxonomy places the organism in Eukaryota, Fungi, Basidiomycota, Agaricomycetes, Agaricales, Mycenaceae.
AUGGGUUUUGCGCACAACAACGUCCUCCACGCAAAUCACUUCAGGAAAGACUGGCAGCGCCGAGUUCGGACAUGGUUUGACCAGCCUGGCCGGAAACUUCGUCGUCGUACAGCCCGCAAAACCAAGGCUGCUACUCUUGGUGUUCGUCCCAUCGAAUUACUUCGCCCUGCUGUUCGUGGCCAAACCGUUCGUUACAACCGCAAGCUUCGUGAGGGCCGUGGCUUCACUUUGGCUGAGCUCAAAGCAGCUGGCAUCGGACGCAAGGAGGCCCGGGGUGUUGGGAUUGUUGUUGACCAUCGUCGACGGAAUCUGAGCGAGGAGGGCAAAAAAAUCAACGUCGACCGCCUGAUUGCCUACAAGAGCAAGCUUAUCGUCUUCCCCCGCAACACUUCCAAGCCGAAGAAAGGCGAUUCCACUGGCGCCGAUCUUACUGCAGCCACCACUCGCGCCGCUGUCCCUAUUCCCGAAGGUUACCCAGCGGAAGCCCCCCGCAAAAUUACUGCCGAAGAACGCGAAUUCAAGGCCUUUCCGCACACUGCGUGUUGCUCGUGCCAAUGCCAGAUACGAAGGUGCUCGCAAAGUCAGGCAGGCGAAGAAAGACGAGGAGGAGGCCAACAAGAAGAAGUAAUCAGCAGUGUACUAUGCUUCUUUGUUGUUUAUGCCAAAAAUUCUAUGCGAAUACUAUUGCGGCCCAUGAAUACUGUAUUUUGA